AUGAAAAAGUUCUCCAGCACAAGCCCGAAAGGCUUUGGCAACAGUGAUGAAGGAGGAGAAAAUUUCAAUGAUUUGGAUGAUUCUAAUAAGAAUACAACAACAAUAAUAGCAUCAAAAAGUGGAGAAGAAAUUGCCAUUGAUAAUGAAAGUAUAAUUACAGACGAUACAAAGAAUAGUUAUGAGGAAAAAGCCUUUUUGGAUCAUCAUGAUGUAGAAUUGUCAAUAUCUCCGAAAUCAUCAUCGAUACAAACAGCUACAAUAGGAGGAUAUGCUCUAACAAUUUUGGGAACACAAAUGUUGAAUCAUAUAUUUAAUUCGUAUUAUGUUGAAACAUUUCUAUUUAUUCAUAAUUUACCGUAUAAUUACUUUUAUAUUGGUCAAUUCUUAUUUGCUAUAUUUAAUGCAGUCAAUGAUCCAUUAUUUGGCUAUAUAAGUGAUGAAUUGAUUAAUGAUAAAAAGAAGAGAUAUUCUAGGCAACGAUUAAUGUUAUUUGGAGCUCCUUUUCUUGUCAUUUCAUUCCUCUUACCUUGGAUUCAAAUAAGAGGUUUAUUUGAAGGAGAUCAAAGAACAGGUCUUGGAGAUUUCAUUGCAUUUGUGCAAUUUAUUUGUGCGCUCUUCUUUUGGGAUACAUCAUUUACUUGGCUAGUAUUGAAUCAUUGUGCAUUGUUACCUGAAUUGACUGAAAGUGACAAAGAAAAGGGUAAAAUAAGCACAGCUGUCAGUACUUGCAGUGUUUUGGGUUCCCUCUUUCUCUUGCCAACAUUUAUUUUAUUUGAAAGACCAAGUCAGGAUCAAGGAAAUUCAAAGUACACUGGAAACUUGAACUAUUUUAGAAUUUAUUGCACAUGCUUGGCUGUUCUAUCAUUCUGUAUCAUUUACUUUGGUAAUUAUUUAAUUAAUAGAGGGAGAGCCCAGAGUCUUACUAAUACUCCAGUUGUUGCAAGUGAAGUAAGCGAUGAGGAAGUCCCUGAAGCUCCAGAAACCAGAUUUACAUUCAGGCAUUUGUUGUAUAUUAUCAAAAAUUAUUUAUUGGACUUUUUCUCAAUUUUCAAACAAUUAAUUUCUCUCAAGAAUUUUGAUUUGUUUGUGGCUGUGAACUUUUUGAAUAUUUUCUCUGUUGCAUUAUUUGACUCAUUCAAAGUAAGAUAUAUUAGAAAUUAUGUACAACCAUGGAUGGAAGAUAACUUUUCAUUAUUUACCAGUGGUAAUAUGGCCUCUAUUUACUUGACUGUUACAACUUUUACAAGUGAAUCAUGUGCUGUGCUUAAUAGUUAUCUUAGUAUUAGAUUCCCUGCUUAUUCAUUAUUAAGAAAUACUUUCAUAUUGAGAUGUGUGAUUAGUAUUAUCUGUCUCAUUGCUGUUGCCAUUACAGUUCAAGAAAGAAUUAUUGGAUCAGCACUUCCAGUACUGUUCCUAUUUUGCAACAUGAUUAUUUUAGGAAGUGUUGGUAGAUUGUUGGAAAUUGCUUUGAGUAAUGUUGUGGAUGAGGAUUAUGUCGUUUUCAAACGUAAAGAAAAGAAUAGUGGAAACACAUUUGGUAUUAAUGCAUUGUUGACUAAACCUGCCUAUUCCCUUGCUCCAUCAGUUGCUGCUCUCUUUGUGAAUCAAGAUAAGGUUGAAUCAGGAGCAUCAACACUCUUCUACUUGUUUGUUGUUGGAAAUUUGGUUUGUGCAGCUCUGCAAUUGGUAUUUUGGAAAUUCUACUCCCUCAAAGGUCAACAACAAACAACAAACAAUGCAAACUCUAGAGAAUCAUCAGCAGCUGAGAAUUGUCAUUAA
Messenger RNA from Naegleria gruberi, 1779 nucleotides. RefSeq lists its product as uncharacterized. The transcript has a single exon. Lineage: Eukaryota; Heterolobosea; Eutetramitea; Acrasida; Naegleriidae. The coding region runs from base 1 to 1779 and encodes 592 amino acids. The record is from RefSeq and is a predicted model, not a curated record.